GCUACAUGUGAACGUGAUGCCAAUGUGACAGCUGUGCGUGUACGGUCCGUGGUGUGACUGCGGUCUGUAUUUAAUGGACAUUUAUUUGAAGAUUAGCAGAAUGCGUAGAGAGGCUUUAUACGGUCUUAACCAGUGCUGAAAGAGCUUAUACUUUGUAAAAAAUAACACUUAAUUCAUUCAUAUUUUUGAACUCGCUGGAUAACAAUUGGUAUUGAAUAUGGAGCUGUUUGCAACAGUUGAUCAGGGGGGUUGCAUUUUGGACAUGUCCCAUCUGAAUCUGGAGAGCUUAAAUUUGGACACUGUCGGUGACGAACGGAGGAGAGUGACCCAACAACUCUACCUGUAUAACAACCGACUGAUUGUGUUUCCCGCUUCGGUAUGUCUAUUCUCCAAUUUGGAAGUUCUGGAUAUAAGCAACAAUGGAUUAACGGUUCUCUGUGAGGACAUUCAACGUUUGUCAAACCUCAAAACACUCAUAGCCAAGAACAACCGUUUGAACGAAUUCUCGUUCCCAAAGGAAUUUGGGUCCAUGCAGAUAGACACAUUGAACUUCAGUGGGAAUAUAUUUGAAGAGGUGCCCAUUCAGUUUCUAAAACUCCAGCGAUUAAAAUAUCUGUCUCUUGGGGGUAACAGACUCAAAGCUAUCCCCUCAGAGAUAGAAAAUGUUACCAGUCUGGAGAUGCUUUAUUUGGGUGGGAACCUCAUCACCUCCAUCCCCCCAGAGCUGGCCAGCCUUCGCGGUCUCAGAUACUUGGUCCUUUGUGACAACCGGAUACAAAGUGUACCCCCCCAACUCACCAGACUCUACUCCCUGCGCUGCCUCAGUCUCCAUAACAACCUACUCACCUACCUACCGCGCGAGAUCCUCAGCCUGGUGCACCUGCAGGAGCUCAGUCUCCGCGGCAACCCCCUGGUGGUCCGCUUCAUCAAGGACAUGACUUACGACCCUCCCUCCCUGUUGGAGCUGGCCGGACGGACCAUCAAGUCCUGCAACCUGCCCUACCACACCAAUUACCUGCCUGGAAACCUGGUGCAUUACCUGGACCUGGCCAGCAAAUGUCCCAACCCUAAAUGUACCGGUGUGUACUUUGACUCAUGUGUGAGGCACAUCAAGUUUGUGGACUUCUGCGGGAAGUAUCGGCUACCCUUCAUGCACUACCUGUGCUCCCCAGAAUGCACCUCUCCCUGCAGCUCCAACCCGCAGAGCGACGCUGAGUCGGAGGACGAGAAGUGCGUGUCGGCCAACAGGCUGCAGAGAGUGCUUCUGGGAUAGGAGAAAGUGGAACGUGAAAGGACCUCGAGUUCACUGACACACAUACUGGAUGAUGGACAGUUUCCAUGACUCCCAACUCACCUGACUAACCCAACUUCUCCUGUGCCAUACACGAUAAACACCGACACUGAGCUGUUCACUUCCAAUAGAGUGCCACAUUCAACAUGAGAUGUAGGAUUCCUCAAGGAGUGAUUGUAAAGUAUAUUAACCGCAGUUUAUCUUUUUUUUUCUUUUCGAGCCGUAGUGUUUUAAACAUCUAACUGAAGCUUAUGGAGGACUGAUUUUGUUGUGGAGCACUCAUCAAAUGUAUUUUAAUGUAGAGCCUCAGUUUGUAGUUUCUGUGUUAACAUGAAGGGAUGAAUGAAUUGUAUGUAAAAAUGGAUUUUCUUUACAAUAUAGAUUCAGAAAUGCAGAAUGUGUUCCAUGCUUCUUUUUUUUAUCACCUCUCUUAACAGUUACUCUUUAAUCGUCAUACUUCUGUUGACACUUUGGCUGCUCGUACAUGUAAUCCUAAUAUACAGUAGUCUCUGUCCCCUGUAGCAUUUACACACCAGGCAUUAAUGCCUUCCCUUAUCUCACAAAACAACAAUUUGUGUUGUUACAAACCAAGGGGAAAGUUGUGUAUGUUAAUGUGAGGAUCUCUUGCUCAAAGAUACUAAUCCAGAGCUUGUACUGUGAAUUAAAUGUUUUACAUUGGUUUGAUUUUUUGAAUUUGUAUAAUUUAUUUGAAUAAAUCGAAAUGAAUAUCUA
This is a messenger RNA of Oncorhynchus mykiss (rainbow trout), 2023 nucleotides long. RefSeq names its product leucine-rich repeat-containing protein 58-like. Gene Ontology annotation, molecular function: protein binding. Gene Ontology annotation, cellular component: cytoplasm. Lineage: Eukaryota; Metazoa; Chordata; Actinopteri; Salmoniformes; Salmonidae. The record is from RefSeq and is a predicted model, not a curated record.